AGAAUAAAGCAAAAAUGCCAUUUUCCAGUCGAUGUGUAAACUAGGUGUACCAUCCAGAGUAAUAUCUAGCAUGCCUAUAGUAUCACUCUUGACUUCAAUAUCCCUUAUCGCAAUAUCGCAAUUCGUUUUAGUAUCGGCGGUAAUCACACAGGAUAACCAGAAUGACAUCACUGUGACCGGUCUUGUCAUUAUCAAUGAUAAGACAUUCAGGGCAACAUGCAACUGCCCAGCAAAUGUGAACUCACUGGAGAACAUGAUAUACUUAAGCAGAGGGCUGUGUUACCCUUCCAAGAUGAAAGUGAGAACGCAUGGUAAUCUGGACCAUGAGGAGUACGACAGCGUCCUGAAGGAAAUGAGAAUUAUUCCGCAUGAAGAUUUUAGGAGCGUGGAUGAAGUGUCACUUUCCGCCAUGGACCCUAGAGUCAAGGGCAAGGCUAUGUAUGCGCCAGGUGGCGACCUUGGGCUGUUCACUAUAGCUAUGAUGGUUGUAUACGAGAGCAGGGGAACGCCCACACAGAUGACGGUUACCAACCUUCUCAAGCAGUUUGUAAGGCAGCUGCCGGCAAACAGGCAGUUCAGGCAUGCCACUGACGAGCACGCCAUAGAACUUCUAAAGCAAGCUAUGAAUUGGGAAGUAAUAGAUCUACACAACGUGGAGAAGCAGUACCAACAGAAAAUGAAGGACGCAAUUGCUGAUGGCGCUAUGGGUGACCCCUUCUUCGUUUACAUGAUGCGCAAGUUCAACAACGACCCAACUAAGAAGAAAAUAGUAGUGCUCUGCGUCCACGCAUUCCUGGAGGUUCUUUGGGACAAGACGGACAGCAUAUGGGAGCGCAUGGUUAUCCAGAUGCUGGAGGGUGACGCCAAGCCAACGUCGCUAGUGGAGCUAUCGGUAUCAAAAGGCUGUGAACUUGCCAAAAUGGCCCCUCUUGUUAAAACACAGGCUGGGAGCAUACCGCUGUUGAUAUACACUGAAUUUGCGGCUAAUGUACGAAAGAGGGAAAUGGCAGCUUUUAUCUAUAGCCAGCAAGAUCCCACAUACCGUACGGUAGCUGUGGACGAUCUCCUGUCUCACGUUGACAAACUAACACACACGCUCAUGGAAGGUUUUGCUAUGCAACAGUUAGGGAAAGUGAGGUACUAUAACCUUACUUACGUUUAAUCGAGUUCACUUACUUCCGCUUGGUGCAAUAGCGGUGUCGGCGUAAUAUGACACCUAGUAUGUUAUGGAUUGGACGAAUAUGUGCCUCCAUCCAUGAAAUGGGCUCAACAGCAUAGCCCAACUUGCGUAGUAUCCUA
Messenger RNA from Babesia bovis T2Bo, 1299 nucleotides. RefSeq lists its product as uncharacterized. Bases 32 to 1162 code for a protein of 376 amino acids. The record is from RefSeq and is a predicted model, not a curated record. The transcript has 9 exons. NCBI's taxonomy places the organism in Eukaryota, Apicomplexa, Aconoidasida, Piroplasmida, Babesiidae.